AUGUGCACCUACCGCCCGCCGCUACUCCUCCUGCACGCCUGGUGGGCCCUGCUCCAGGCGGGCGCCGCGACGGUGGCCACUGUACCCCUAGGAGCGCGAGGGCAGCCCUCGUCGCCGUCCCCACUGGCGUACAUGCUGAGCCUCUACAGCGACCCACUGCCCCGGGCGGACAUCGUCCGCAGCCUGCAGGCACAAGAUGUGGCAGUAGAUGGGCACAACUGGACUUUUGCUUUUGACUUCUCCUUCCUGAGCCAAGAAGAGGACCUGGCGUGGGCUGAGCUCCGACUACAGCUGUCCAGCCCUGUGGAUCUCCCUGCUGAGGGCCCGCUUGCCAUCGAGAUUUUUCACCAGCCAAAGCCAGACUUGGAGCAGGACCCAGCCUACUGCCUAGAGCGUCUUCGGAUGGACCGGUUCACUGUCACUCUGUCCCAGGUCACCUUUUCCUCUGGCAGCAUGGUUUUAGAAGUGACCAGGCCACUCUCAAAGUGGCUUAAGCACCCCAGUGCACUAGAGGAGCAGACACCCAGUGUGGCUGGAGUGUGCUGGCAGCGGCCUGGCGCCCCAUUGGUCUCCGACGUGUUCCUCAUGCUCUAUUCCAACCUCUCACAGGAGCAGAGGCGGCUAGGCGGCUCUACCCUGCUGUGGGAAGCUGAGAGCUCCUGGCGGGCCCAGGAGGGGCAGCUCUCCCGGGAGAGGGGCAGGAGGCACCGCCGACAUCAAUUGCCAGACAGAAGCCAACUGUGUCGGAAGGUUAAGUUCCAGGUGGACUUCAACCUGAUAGGAUGGGGUUCCUGGAUCAUCUAUCCCAAGCAGUAUAAUGCCUAUCGCUGCGAAGGCGAGUGUCCUAACCCCGUGGGAGAGGAGUUUCAUCCAACCAACCACGCAUACAUCCAGAGUCUGCUGAAACGCUAUCAGCCCCAUCGAGUCCCUUCCACUUGCUGUGCUCCAGUGAAGACCAAGCCGCUGAGCAUGCUGUAUGUGGACAAUGGCAGGGUCCUCCUGGAUCACCACAAAGAUAUGAUCGUGGAAGAAUGUGGGUGCCUCUGA
Tupaia belangeri chinensis (Chinese tree shrew) is the source of this 1047-nucleotide messenger RNA. It is a transcript of the gene NODAL, whose product is annotated as nodal growth differentiation factor. Lineage: Eukaryota; Metazoa; Chordata; Mammalia; Scandentia; Tupaiidae. The record is from RefSeq and is a predicted model, not a curated record. The transcript is spliced from 3 exons. Bases 1 to 1047 code for a protein of 348 amino acids. Gene Ontology annotation, cellular component: extracellular region. Gene Ontology annotation, molecular function: growth factor activity; cytokine activity.